AUGAAGCCGUCGACCGUUGCAAUUGAUAUCGUGAAGACACCGAAAUUGGUCAAAUUUACUGCCUUUGCCCUCCUUUCCAUCUCCGUCGUCGUUCUCGUUAAUCACUUCUCCUCUUCCUUUUUUUACCCGUCUCUUCGCAUUCCCCUCAUUUCCAACGCCACCGCCUCCGACGAUGUCAUCAUAUCCCCCUCCUCCGACGCGGUGGCGGCGGCUCCCCCGCCGAUGCCGCACCUGAAGCACUCGCCUCCGCCGCUUCCGCCGACGGUGGAGCGGACGGGAAUCAUCGACGACAGCGGAGCGAUGUCGGACACGUUCGAGGUUGGAGGGUUCGACCCAGAUUCCGUCGACGAGCUUAGAUCGGCCACCGACGAUUCAGGGAAAGGGGAAGCUGCGGAAGAUGAUUCGAGGGUCGAGGUUAGGAUUGAGAAGUUUAAACUGUGCGAUAAGGGGAAGACAGAUUACAUACCCUGUCUGGAUAACGAGGAAGAGAUUAAGAAGUUGAAUGGAAGCGACAGAGGAGAGAAGUAUGAGAGGCAUUGUCGGAAGCAGAGUCUGGAUUGCUUGAUUCCGCCGCCUGAUGGCUACAAGAAGCCGAUUCCAUGGCCGCAGAGCCGAGACAAGAUAUGGUUCAAUAACGUGCCUCACACUCGGCUAGUCGAGGAUAAAGGAGGGCAGAACUGGAUAAGAAGAGAGAAGGAUAAGUUUGUGUUUCCAGGAGGUGGAACUCAGUUCAUCCAUGGAGCUGAUCACUAUUUAGACCAGAUCUCACAGAUGGUCCCUGGCAUUGCAUUUGGACAACGCACUCGCCUUGCCCUGGACAUUGGCUGUGGAGUAGCGAGCUUUGGCGCCUUCUUGAUGCAACGUAAUGUGACAACCUUAUCCAUAGCACCAAAGGACAUCCACGAGAAUCAGAUCCAGUUUGCAUUGGAGCGUGGUGUUCCUGCCAUGGUGGCGGUAUUCGCCACACGUAGAUUAUUGUAUCCUAGCCAGGCAUUUGAGAUGAUUCAUUGUUCAAGAUGCAGAAUUAAUUGGACCCGCGAUGAUGGAAUACUGCUGCUUGAAGCAAAUCGAAUGCUCAGAGCUGGAGGAUACUUUGUUUGGGCUGCACAACCCGUUUACAAACACGAAGAGAACUUACAAGAACAGUGGAAAGAAAUGGUAGAUCUCACGAGUCGAAUGUGUUGGGAGCUUGUCAAGAAAGAGGGAUAUAUUGCUGUGUGGAGGAAGCCUCUAAACAAUAGCUGCUAUAUCGGUCGGGGGUCUGAAGCAAAGCCUCCACUUUGUGGUUCUAAUGAUGAUGCUGAUGAUGUUUGGUAUGUGGAUAUGAAACCAUGCAUCACCCGAUUGCCUGAUAAUGGCUAUGGCGCUAAUGUCAGUGCUUGGCCUGCACGUCUUCACGAUCCACCUGAAAGGCUACAGAGCAUCCAAAUGGAUGCGUAUAUAUCCCGAAAGGAAAUUAUGAAGGCAGAGUCGAGAUUUUGGAACGAAGUGGUGGAAAGUUAUGUGCGAGCUUUUCGCUGGAAAGAGUUCAAGCUGAGGAAUGUUCUCGACAUGAAAGCUGGGUUCGGAGGGUUUGCAGCCGCUUUACUUGACCUCGGGCUUGACUCUUGGGUUCUGAACGUUGUUCCUGUGAGCGGUUUCAACACCUUACCUGUCAUUUACGACCGUGGGCUUAUCGGGGUUAUGCACGACUGGUGCGAGCCAUUCGAUACCUAUCCUAGGACAUAUGACUUGUUGCACGCAGCAUUUCUCUUCUCGGUCGAGAAGAAGAGGUGUAACAUAACGAGCAUUAUACUCGAGAUGGAUCGGAUGCUCAGGCCCGGGGGACGGGUUUACAUAAGGGAUUCGCUCUCUCUGAUGGAUCAGCUACAGAAACUGGCAAAGGCUGUGGGCUGGACGCCGGUCAUCCACGACACUGGCGAAGGUCCACACGCAAGCGUCAGAAUUCUCAUCUGCGAAAAACGAAUGUGACGGAUGGAGCCUCUUUCGAGAAAAAACGUCGUUCGUUGCGACAUUUCGGAUAACUGAGUCGCGAAGCGGCUGACCGGAUCAGAUCAGGUCCAGGGAUGGUUUCAAGUACUGUUUGUUUUGUUGUUUGCUAGUAGUAUUUUUACAUUUGUAUUCAUAAUUUCAUAGUUUAAAGAAGUGUUUAUACACUUUAGCCCUCGAAACAGCUGUUGUGUUUUAUUAUCUGUUUGUCAUUAUCCCUUCAAGGGAAAUGCUUGUAAGGAAUGGUAAACAAUGGUCAAUCAUAUUAUGAGCGAAACGUCGUCGUUCCGCGUU
Tarenaya hassleriana is the source of this 2283-nucleotide messenger RNA. Its product is annotated as probable methyltransferase PMT10. NCBI's taxonomy places the organism in Eukaryota, Viridiplantae, Streptophyta, Magnoliopsida, Brassicales, Cleomaceae. The transcript has 9 exons. The coding region runs from base 1 to 1971 and encodes 656 amino acids. Gene Ontology annotation, molecular function: methyltransferase activity. Gene Ontology annotation, cellular component: endosome; trans-Golgi network; cytoplasm. The record is from RefSeq and is a predicted model, not a curated record.